CCGAGGGGCGGGGCCGGCGUCUCUGGGCUUCCGUCACUUCCGGUUCUCUGUCAGUUGCAAGCGAGCGAGCAGAAGGAGGUUCGGCUGCGAGAGUGGAGCAAUGCCUAAAUCAAAGGAACUUGUUUCUUCAAGCUCUUCUGGCAGUGAUUCUGACAGUGAGGUUGACAAAAAGUUAAAGAGGAAAAAGCAAGUUACUCCAGAAAAACCUGUGAAGAAGCAAAAGACUGGUGAAACUUCAAGAGCCCUGUCGUCCUCUAAGCAGAGCAGCAGCAGAGAUGAUAACAUGUUUCAGAUUGGGAAAAUGAGGUACGUCAGUGUUCGGGACUUUAAAGGGAAAGUCCUAAUUGAUAUUAGAGAAUAUUGGAUGGAUCCAGAAGGUGAAAUGAAGCCUGGAAGAAAAGGUAUUUCUUUAAAUCCCGAGCAAUGGAGCCAGCUGAAGGAACAGAUUGCGGACAUUGAUGACGCAGUAAGAAAGCUGUAAAAUCAGAGCCACAUGAAACCUGUACUGUUCUAGUUGUUUUAAUCUGUCUUUUUACAUUGGCUUUUGUUUUCUAAACGUUGAUUUCCAAGCUAUUGUAUAUUUGGAUUGCAGAACAAUUUGUAAGAUGAAUACUUUUUUUUUUAUGUGCAUUAUUAAAAGUGUUCUGAGUGAAGCUAAUUGUCAACUUUAUUAAGGAGGAUUGCUUUGUGCCCGCCACCUAGUGUAAAAUAAAAUCAAGUAAUACAAUCUUAACUGUUGUGGCCUUUUUUGAUCAAAAGAGUUGGUACUGUUUAAGGCCAAAAGUAACAGUUUAUAGACCUGUUGGUUUCACCUUGGCUUUUACAUUCAAAGGAUUUGUAUUGCAUUGAAUUUAUAAACUCUGACUUGUGAAAUCCAUAGUUGAUCUGUUUUCUUCCAGCCCGGUGUCUAGACUUGUUGGAUUUUUCUACCCCAGUGAUAUUUCACUUUCCCCUUUGUUUUCUUUACUUUGUUUUCUUUUAAUGUCAUGUUCAGUUUUUAUAUUACUUUUUUCUCUUUCUUGACUAUAUUAUACUAAUUUGGAAAGUCAGUGAAACUGUCAAAAUGUUAGUUAUCUCAAUAAGGUACUUGUAAUUAAAAUAUUAUAUGAGAGCUACAAUCACUAAUUCUACUGUAUUAAAUAUUAGGAGAUAUAGUUUGAUAAAAAAAACAUGACUUGUAUGAAAACUCUGAGCAAGUAAGUGUAUGUUGUUACCUGUAGUGUUCUGUGUAGUUACCUUAUUGCUUAGUCUGCAGAGAAUAAUGACUUCGAUGUCUGAUUUACUUUCACUUAUUAAACAUGUUCACCAUGGGAUGAUGUCUAUAAAAUCAGAUACUGUUAUAUUAGAUUAGGAUUUAAUAAAAAUUGUGAAAGCUUACUGGCCUAACAUUUUAUUUUAUAACAUUGAGUAUGGAUUAUAUAUAGCCAGAGAUAUAACUGAGCUUUACUGUCAUCGUAGGUAAUGUGGUUAGUUUUUGGAAGAAAGAGUAUACAGAACAUAUAUUUCUGUUUUUUGGCCUUCUCUUAGUAGACUUGGUUCUUUUUUUUUUUUGCAGUUAAUCUACUGGACAAUAGUAUUCUAGACUUAAUGUUACUAAGUUUUAGCAGGUACUCUGAAGUGAUUUUCAUUAAAGUGUAGUGAUGAGGCAGACCCAGAUUGAGGCACAGAUUUCAGGGGCUUUGCAGCAAUAAAUAGGGCAGGGUGUGCCUUAGGAAGAGAAUUUAAGGAACUAUAACUGAAAUGAAAGAAGGUGGCAGUGAAGAGGAAGGAAUUCUCUUCAAACUAAAUGAGACAUAGGAUAUUUUGAGCACAUUGAUAGGACACAAUUCUAGAUGGAAUAGUAAAAAGAAAGGUUUAAAGACAUGUAAAAAAAAUUCUUGUUAACAAAUUAUUUUUGGUAGCUAAUCUUAAAUGGUUUACUGCCAUGUCGGAGAGUUGCACUAUUAUACAGGUUUGAUUACUGCGUCUAAAACGUUUUAUAGUGGAAUUGUCAAGGACUUGGUUUCAAAACUAGCUGCCAGGAAACACAUAGUUACUAAAUUUUUUUCUGGCAGCUAACCUGUUUUAAGUAUGUUUUUACAUUUUUUAGAUGAUUUUUCUAAUGUUUUUAGCAGUAACCCUAAUAGGUGCAUAAUUGGGGAAAUAAAUCUUCUCUUCUGGUAUUUUUAGCUUCCAUCAGAUAAUAGGUACCCAAAGUGUUCAAAAUGGUAUAUUAGACAAAUCAUACUUGACUGGUGGCUUUACCCUUAUUUGGGAACAUACAUGUGUUCUCUUAACUUAAUUGGGUGGAUUUGUAAAGUAUUCCUUAAUAAAUACAGAAAGGGUAGUUAGAACACAGAACUUUGAUUUUGGCGUAGUUGAAGAGGGAAUAAUAGGAAAGUUUCCUAGGUAUAUAUGAAUUCAGGGUUCAUGUGCAUUUUGAAACUAUCUGCUAAUACAGAGAUGGUGCUGAAAUCUGUUACCUAGGCAUUUUCUAGCUGUAUAACAUUCUGCCAUUAAAAUCUUCAUAUUAAGGAGUGUUUCCCUGGCAGAAUUUGAUAAGUUGACUGCUAAAUUCAUUUAAAUCUGUUACUGGAUAUACAAUAUACAGAAAUUACUGAUCUUUUUUUGGGUAUAGGAAAUGAUGAGAACUGGGUUUAAAAGAAGAGACCAGUUAAUUGUACUGAGAAGAGAAGAUAGGGAACUGAGGUUUUCUGUUUAAAAUUACCUUCUUGGUAAGAUUUCUUCCAGGAAGAAAGCUUGGCAUUUUAAGGCAGCAGUUUCUUACUUGGUAAUGCCAGAAUGCAUUUAAUUAAUGCCAGCCCUGAGUGAACUUGUAGCAGGGUUUUUCCAAUGGAGUUUUCCUCUUUGUCUUUUCAAGUAUGGGUAGUUUUGACCAAUUUCCAGUGCCCUUGGCAUUUUACUUAAAGAACAACCACUAAAAAAACAAAAAACAAAACAAAAAAACCUCUUCAUAAUUUGAUUGUUCUCUUAUGCUUUUACUUUAUAAAUGCUUUUGAAGAAUACUCCUACCUCAUUAGCUAGUCAAGUUGCUGUGAUGAUCGACCUAUUUCUACAUAGGAAAAAAGACUUAGGGAAAAACAAGUACGUACGUCCUGGCUUGGCUAUUGAGGGGAAAAGAGAAAGAAUUGAGUGUUAUUUAAGUGUUCCUGACAGGGAUGUCAGAAAGAGCACUGUAAAAGCUUGAAAUUUUUAAAAAGCGCUGGCUAAUAUUUAGGUAUCUCCUGAAAUUCUUUGCUAUUUACUUUUUAUGGAAAUUAAUCCAGUGAAGCACUUAGAAGUUUUUUGUUUUUAAAGUAUUUUCCAGAUAAAGUCUAGGGGUAAACAUUCACAUAGUCACAAAUAUGUAAUUCUGUAAUUGUGGAAUAACCUGUAUGCUUUGUUUGGUACAUCUUCCAUGGAGAUGUCAAUGAAUAUAAUACUGCAUCUGUGAAUAUUUUAAAUGUUGAAAUAAAAAUAAAUGUGCCCUA
Leptonychotes weddellii (Weddell seal) is the source of this 3470-nucleotide messenger RNA. RefSeq names its product SUB1 regulator of transcription (gene SUB1). Gene Ontology annotation, molecular function: DNA binding; transcription coactivator activity. Gene Ontology annotation, biological process: positive regulation of transcription initiation by RNA polymerase II. NCBI's taxonomy places the organism in Eukaryota, Metazoa, Chordata, Mammalia, Carnivora, Phocidae. The record is from RefSeq and is a predicted model, not a curated record.